Molecule: messenger RNA, 3641 nt
Organism: Ictalurus punctatus (channel catfish)
Lineage: Eukaryota; Metazoa; Chordata; Actinopteri; Siluriformes; Ictaluridae
Gene: svbp
Product: small vasohibin binding protein
Exons: 3
Coding region: 189-389 (66 amino acids)
Biological process (GO): protein secretion; negative regulation of protein ubiquitination
Cellular component (GO): apical part of cell
Source: RefSeq, a predicted model, not a curated record
GUUUCCAAGACACCAACGAAGAAGAAGGAACAACCGGAAGUUGGUUAACACGGCGCUAUUGUUUACUUGUUUGGUUAGCGAUGUUCAGAUAACCUGUAGUUAGUUGUUAGUGGUAUUUUAUUAUUGCAAACUGCACGUCACUGCAGUUGCAUAUUUUGCAGAAACUCCUAAUCCUAGGCACUGAGGUAAUGGACGCUGGCAGCCGGAAAGACAAACCCAAACAGAAGGAGACGUCUGUACGAGGAGACCGAGCGAAACAGAAAUCUGCUCAGCAGGAGCUUAAGCAGAGACAGAGAGCAGAGAUCUACGCCCUGAACAAAGUCAUGACGGAAGUCGAACAGCAGCAGUUUGAGGCGUUUUGCCAGCAGAUGCAGUCGCAGCCGGAAUGAAGAUGUGACAUGUUUAAAAGUAAAAACCGACCGAUGAGCUGCAACCCUUACGGCAUCGUACACCGUUCUCCUCAUGUGCAGAGUGAUGUAUCGAGUGAUCAGUUAUAUAAUAUAUCAGUCAAUCGUGUGGCAGCAGCAUGAUGUAUAAAAUCAUGCAGAUGCAGGCCAGAGCUUCAGGUAAUGUUCACAUCAAAUGUCAGAAUGAAGUCUGAUCUCUGUGACUUUAACCAUGGCGUGGUUGUCGGUGCCAGAUGGGCUGGUGUGAGGAUUUCAGAAACUGCUGAUUUCCUGGAAUUUUCACACACACAACAGUCUGUAGAGUUUAUAAAGAAUGGUGCGGGGGAAAAAACAAAGUGAGCGACGGUUCCAUGAGUUGAAAGGCCUCGUCGAUGACUUAGGGUCAGAGGGAAAUACCCGGAUUGGUUUCAAGCUGCCAGGAAGUCUAUAGUAACUCAAAUAAUCACUCUUUUUUUUUUUUUUUCAAGCGUGAUGAGAAGAAAAGCAUCUCAGAACGCACAACACAUCGAACCUUGAUGUGGCUGAGCUACAACAUCAGAAGACCACAUCAGGUUCCUCUCCUGUCAGCCAAGAACAUGAAUCUGAGGCUAUCCUGGGCAUAGAGUCACCCAAACUGGACAGACGAUCUCAUCAGCGAGGCGUUUCCAAUAAUGGAACCGUCACUCACACAGUGUUUUAUUGUUUGUCGCACCAUUCUGUGUAAACUCUACAGACUGGUGUGUGUGUGAAUCCCAGGAGAUCAGCAGUUUCUGUAAUACUCAACCUAGCCCAUCUGAUACUGACAACCCUGCCACAGUUAAAGUCAGACUUUAGAGAUCAGACUUUUUCUUCAUUCUGAUGUUUGAUGUGAACGUUCACUGAAGCUUUUGAUGUGUAUCUGCGUCAUUUUAAUGCAUUGUGCCUCUGCUACAUGAUUGGCUGAUAAAUGGAGGACUGCACAAGUGAGCAGGUGGACAGUGUGUACAGUAUGUUACAUGAUUUAUGCUUUCAGUCGAUGAUCAUACCUUCACAGUAUUUAUACUAAUGUUAUGGGUCAGUCACAAAGCGUGAAGGAUCAAAUGGAGCUAUGUAUCAACCUGUUACAUAUUUUUUAUAAAUGUAUAUAAAUAUAUAUAAUAUCGUACAGCUUCACUUAUUUCCAGUUUUCGUUUGAUGUAUUAAAGAUUUUCGUCAGUUUAUAGAGACCGCAUGGAAAAAGUUCUCGCUGUGUCCUGGCUUUCACUUGUGUUUUACAGAGUCUCGACGUUGACAGCGUUCACCAAUUUCCACUGAUGUUAUUUAAUAAAUGCACAUUUUAUUAACAAGAAGUAAUACACUGCACAUAGUUUUACCUGCUUUCAGUCAGACUUGUUUUAUUUCAUUCAUGCAAGUGUGUGGAGUUUGUGUAUGAAGGCUGCACGGCCUCUAAUCCUCCCGCUUUCGCUCACUUGAUGUAUUCAGCUGUCACACGGAGAGACGCGUCUUCAUAACGCAAGCGUGCAUCUGUCAGGAGGAAACACCGGGGUGUCAGUGGUCACUAGGGCUCCCUCUCAAAAGGCUUUGGUCUCAGCUGUUUUCAUUGGCUCGCUUUGCUUGGACAGAUUGCUUCUGUUCCACUAGGUCACCACCAGGAGGCGCAUAAAUUGCUCUCCUGGCAGGACUUGUACCCAGUGCAAAAGUUUGCACACCCUAAAUGGUUUCGAACAUUCUCGAAUUCUUUGUAUACCCCUCCCCAAAAAAAUUCUAGAUGUUGAAAUGGAAAUGUGGGCGGGUCCCACAAAGUAGAUUCGUGUCUCCUUGUAAGGAUGUGAAAAUGAAUAAUGAGAGGAAGAAAGAAACAGGCAAGACGAAUGCUUUAAAAAAGAAAGAAAGAAAGAACCAGAGGAAGGGGGGGGAGAGAACGAGUAAAAAGUGAAAUUGGGAGAGAAAAAGUAAAGAAGAAAGAAGGAUCAAAUCAAAUAAAGGAGGCAAAAAUAAGGACGUGCCAUUGAAAGAAAGCAUAAAAAGUGGGUAGGAAAGAACUGCUGAAGCUGCUGCGUUUUGAAUGGAGUAUGUGUUUCGUGUUCAGAAAAAUUUUAAACAAUUUUUAAAAAAAAUAAUUUUAGUCCUUGGGUGCGUCUCAUUCAGCUCCCUAGUUCGGUAGUCAGGGCGCUGAUCAGGGAGGCGGCCAUUUUAAGCUGUUUCUCUUUAAGUGCAGUGAAACGUUGGCUCCCUAAAAAAAAUCCCACAAUGCACCGCAAAAACCCAUGUUCUAUUACUGGAAAUGGUGUCAUAUUUUCUGAAGCCUCUUGGCUCGAAACAAAACGGUGGACGAACUCUCGGCUGAUUUAAUCUAUGAACAUAAGUAGCUCGUUAUCGUCAUCGUGCCUCUCGAACGAUUAUUUAUGCUAGCGAUUUUUUUACUUUAUUUGACGUUCUAUAUAUGGUUUCUUUGAGUCUUAACGACUUGAUUUUUACAAAUCCACUAGCUAGCCUAAGAUCCUGCUUGAAGUACCGUGACAUGACGUAUAACGUCAGAAAGACACCGGUCCUGUUUUACGAUCACAAGUACAUAGUCAUGUUGCCGUCAUCUGUGUCCCAACGUGUCGUGAACCAGGGUCCUUACCAGUACCAAUUCACCACCUACUGUAGAGGGAGCUGAUCGAGACGCACCCUUUGUCAUAAUGAAGGAACAUCUCGUACGCCAAACGUUUCAGCGGUUAAAGUAAAUUGUCUAAAGGGUGUCAAAACUUUUGCGCUCAACUCUACUGCAUGAAAAUGUUUGCCUGUAAGGACAAACGAUUCCCUUACUUAAAAUUAGAAAUAGUAGACAGGAAACAUGGCAUACAUUUUUUAUUUGGUUGUGUGUUCUUUUACGAGCGGUCAGGAACAGCCUGACUGGUGUGUGUUCACAGAGUAUUUUAUUCUUAUUAUUAUUACUAGUAUGAGUGUGAGUAGAGGUAGCUGUUAGUAGAUGCACACAUUCAGCAGUAAUAAGUCUAUACAGUGCACAAUGCAUAUACGCUUCACGCUCUAUCUAGGAUGCUAAAAGCACAGUAAGUGACUCAAAUAGAUCUUACUAAUAACCUCUAGAGCAGUGGUUCUCAAACUUUGUGCAUCCAGGGACCGCUUUAAUAACAGGUUUAGUGUUUAAUGUCUGUUUAUAGGAGCGUUUUAAAUUAUUAUUUGUGAACUUUCAACAAAAACAGAACACAUUUUCAUUUAGAUUUCGAAGUUCAACUGACUACAGGAGCUGAAUAAUACAUAUUUUAGUGG